AUGACACCAGCGAGCUUCAGGUGCUCUUGUACUAGUGCCGCGUUAAAAUCUAUAUGGGUGUCACCUUAUCACACACUUUGGGGGAGGCGAUCCAUCCGCCCCCUUGCUCAGACCACAACCCGAUUCUUCCAACUGCCAACCAUACGGCAAUCCAAUCCAAAAGUCUUCCCCGGCUUCGAGCUGAGCCUCUUGACACAGGAGAAUAUACAGCCCGCCAGGACUUAUGAACCCAAGGCAAUCUACACAUAUCCAGCUGUAGGUGGCGGGCAAGAUCCUCCACUCAAUGACAGGUACCAUCUCGUCACCAGGGUUGGAUAUGGCCCUACCGCGACCGUCUGGCUGGCUAUAGACUUGAGGAACUCCGAGAGGACCGAGCUCGUUGUGCUGAAGAUCUACAUCGUGCAGCACAUUCUUACUAAAUUCGAGAAAUCACUCGCACCUCGAAAAUAUCCUCGGUCUGAAUAUCCAUAUCGCAAAGUUCUCGAUCAGUUCGAGAUCGAAGGCCCCGAGGGUAAACACAUUUGUGUUGUCCACCAGGAGCCGGGCUUGGAUCUAAGUCAAAUGAGCAAGGGAGAAAAAGUGAGCCUGGAUGAGAUGCGGUCAUCAAUCCGACAACACUUGAUCAUGAUGGACUAUCUGCACACGGACUGCCAAACAACCGCUCGGGUAGAUCCUGUCAAGUACAAAGAGGCCUAUCCAAUGGCUGACAUGGAAUCAGAUGAGCUUGGAACAAAGCUCCUUCCUGGUGAUGGAAUACCACUCAUAAUGGACUAUGCAGAUGCAGAUUUCAUAGUCGGGCUUGUUCCCAAACACGGCAGAUCCCCGGAAGAAAUUCUGAAUUCACCACUGAAGUACAAGAUUGACUCAUGGGCCGUUGCGAUAACUGCUUGGGACCAUGUAAGCUCCCGCAAUCUGAUCAACGGAAGGAAUGAAGAAGGUGCCUUCGAUGACCGAGUCCACAUCGCCGAGCUCGUGGCUCUGAUAGGUCCGCCCAGCCCGGAGUUCUGUAAGAAGAUGCCUUUGGGAUCACUAUUAUGGGAUGAAAAAGGUCAAUGGACAGGGCAAGUCCCUAUACCAGAUCGAAAAUUGGAGGAUCUAGCCUCAGGGGAGAUUGAUGGCGAGGAUCUCGAUGGAUUCCUGGAGUGGAUGCGGAAAGCUCUGCAAUGGGACCCUGAAGAUCGGCCCACGGCCUUGGGGCUCAUGCGCCAUGAAUGGAUGACUCGGGGGACUGAAUCGGAGGGUGCUUGA
This is a messenger RNA of Penicillium olsonii, 1248 nucleotides long. The record is from the annotation of a GenBank genome assembly. NCBI's taxonomy places the organism in Eukaryota, Fungi, Ascomycota, Eurotiomycetes, Eurotiales, Aspergillaceae.